AUGCAUUUCUCUACAAUCGUUUCUACCGCGGCGUUUGCUGCCCCGGCACUAGCUGGCUAUGUGCUCCAGGAUGAUUACAUGACCGACUUUUACGGUCACUUCAACUUCUUCACUGGAGGUGACCCAACGCAUGGGUUUGUCCAGUAUGUGGACGAGGCGACUGCGCGCUCCUCGAACUUGAUUGACACUUCGGGACCGCCAGUGCCAGUCAAGUGGGGUGUUGAUACUGUCAACAAGGACCCGGCGGGUAGGGCUAGUAUGAGGCUUGAGAGCAAGUCGCUCUACAACAAGGGGCUUGUGGUUAUCGAUGUCGAGCACAUGCCUUUCGGCUGUGGUACAUGGCCUGCCUUUUGGAUGUUCGGACCGAACUGGCCGAUGCAGGGUGAGAUCGAUAUCAUCGAAGGUGUGCACGAGCAGGAGACCAAUGCCCUCACUCUUCACACGAGCACGGGCUGCGCCGUUGGCUCGGACACCAGCCUCUUCUCCGGCUCUGUCGAGACUCAGAACUGUGACGUGAAGGCUGAAGGCCAGGCCGAAAACGCCGGCUGCUCUAUCAAGUCGCCAGACAACAAGUCGUAUGGUGCCGGCCUGAACGACAACGGCGGCGGUGUCUAUGCUACAGAGUGGACCAAGGAUGCCAUCGCCAUCUGGUUCUUCCCCCGCGGCUCCGUCCCUGACGGCGUCACGGGUGAUAACCCCGACCCGAGCAGCUGGGGGAAACCCACUGCGAAGUGGGUGAGCGAUUCCUGCGACGUCGACGGCAUCUUCAAGGACCUGAACAUCAUCUUCGACACCACCUUCUGCGGUGACUGGGCCGGCAACACGUGGUCCACUAGCUCUUGCGCCUCCAAGGCGUCUACCUGCAACGACUACGUCCAGAACAACCCGGAUGCGUUCACCAACGCUUUCUGGACCGUCAACGCCCUCAAGGUCUACGAGCAGGGUGAUGCUCCCGCUUCCGCUCCCGCUGAAUCCCAGGCCCCUGAGGAGCAGCCCUCCGCCACUGAUGCUCCUGCAGACCAGCCCGCCUCUACUGACGCACCUGCUGCCACUGACACGCCUGUCGAUGCUCCCGCCUCAUCUGAUGCCCCCGUAUCAUCUGAGGCUCCUGUCGAUGCCCCCGUCUCCUCGGCUCCUCUCGAAGCCAUGCCCUCUGCCACCGAUGCCCCCGUCGACAACUCCACCGCCGCAACCUCCCUCUCGACCAGCGCCCCCGUCCAGCAAAACCCCGACGGCACCCUAAACAUCCCCGUCGGCCCUUGGGGCUCCAACGGCGAAGGCGGCGGCAACGGCGGCAACAGCGGCGCAGAGGGUUCCCCUGACGCCGAUUCUGACGCUCUCCCCUCGGUCGCUGUGCCCGUUUCCUCAGCCCCAGCACCCGCCUCCACACCCGCUGCCGACGGCGGCUUCAACUGGCCCGGCGCCGCACAAGGCUCAGGCGCACCCCAAGGCACAGGCUCACCCAGCCUCGCACCCCUCCCCUCCUUCCCGGCUGGAAACUCAACAGGCUACCCCACCAUGCCUUCCGGCACAGGCCUCUCCUCCAUAAACUUCGCCACGGUGCCUACCUUCCCGACUAGCCUUCCCACGGACCUCGCGUCCAACUCGGACAUCGCCAACGUCUGGGAAACAAUCUACACAACGAACGUCGUCACCGUGCCGGGCGUCGGGCCCGCGCCAACGCUCGGUACAGAUGAUGGGAGCGACCCCAUUGCCACCGUGCAGCAGACCGUGCAGCAGACCGUGAUGGUCACCGUGCAGGGCGGCGGAGCGCAGGCAACGGGUGCGCCGGCCGCGAAGCGGUGGGCUCGGCGGGAGAUAGCCCGUGAGAGGAGGAGGCUGCGUAACCAUUUCUAG
Messenger RNA from Didymosphaeria variabile, 1857 nucleotides. RefSeq lists its product as uncharacterized. Gene Ontology annotation, biological process: glucan catabolic process. Bases 1 to 1857 code for a protein of 618 amino acids. Lineage: Eukaryota; Fungi; Ascomycota; Dothideomycetes; Pleosporales; Didymosphaeriaceae. The transcript has 2 exons. Gene Ontology annotation, molecular function: hydrolase activity, hydrolyzing O-glycosyl compounds. The record is from RefSeq and is a predicted model, not a curated record.